This is a messenger RNA of Epinephelus fuscoguttatus (brown-marbled grouper), 1691 nucleotides long. RefSeq names its product vitronectin b (gene vtnb). Gene Ontology annotation, biological process: cell-matrix adhesion; immune response; cell adhesion mediated by integrin. The coding region runs from base 136 to 1467 and encodes 443 amino acids. The transcript is spliced from 8 exons. Gene Ontology annotation, molecular function: scavenger receptor activity; polysaccharide binding; extracellular matrix binding. The record is from RefSeq and is a predicted model, not a curated record. Lineage: Eukaryota; Metazoa; Chordata; Actinopteri; Perciformes; Serranidae.
CCCAAAGUGGGACACUGAGCUCAGACUCAUCCGACUAUAGUUCACUGGUGUAAACAGGCAAACAGCUGUCUUCUCAAUUCAGAAUCCACAUUUUUAUUUUGUUGUUUAAGAGCAGGAUAUUUUCUGAGAGUUGUCAUGAAGCCAGCAGUGGCUCUGCUGGGCCUCGUCCUCCUUCUGAACACAGCCUUUGCUGCGGAGGAGACCUGCGUGGGUCGUUGUGGCUCCUUUGAAUCGCAGAGGAAAUGUCAGUGUGACUCUAUGUGUGUGUACUAUGGAAGCUGCUGUGGGGACUUCGACACCGCCUGCCCUAAAAAAAUUGCUCGUGGCGAUACCUUUGAUGAAACAGUUGACGUAUCAGAAGCAGUGACGACUUUUGCCCCGAGCACACCAACAGUUUUCCUACCAACUUUAAACCCCACCCUUGCCCCUCCCCUACCCAACACAACACAGGGGCCCACACCAGCUGUAGACCCUGACGCAGCACCCUGCAGCGGUCGACCUUUCGAUGCUUUUCUGCAGCUGAAGAACGGGUCGAUCUAUGCAUUUAGAGGUGAAUACUUCUUUGAGUUGGAUGACAAGUCCAUCCUUCCUGGUUAUCCUAAACUCAUCGAGGAUGUGUGGGGGAUCUCUGGACCCAUCAGUGCUGCAUUCACACGCAUCAAUUGUCAGGGAAAAACCUACAUCUUCAAGGGAAACCAAUACUGGAGGUUUGAUGGUGAUGUCUUGGACGAAGACUAUCCGCGGGACAUUUCAGUCGGCUUUGACGGCAUACCAGAUUCCGUUGAUGCCGCAUUUGCCAUACCAGCACCGAGUCACCGUGGCAAAGAGAAAGCCUACUUUUUCAAAGGGGACAAGUACUACCAGUAUGAGUUCAAGCACCAGCCUUCCCAUGAAGAGUGUGUCCAAAUGAGCAGAUCCUCCCCAUCUGUACUGUUCACACGAUACACGGACCUCUUCUGUGAUCAGACAUGGGAGGAUUUCUUCACAGAGCUCUUUGGCGACUCAGUCAGCAGUCAUCAAAUGGGCGCUCGUUUCAUCACUAGGGACUGGCAAGGCAUCAGGCCCACUGUAGAUGCUGCCAUGGUGGGGCGAGUCUACCUCAGUCCCAAUCCCACGCCAUCUUCUCCUCCGUUGAGGAGGCGCAGCAGUCGGAAGAGGAAGCUCGGCAAGAAGCGUGCACAACAAAGAAGGCGGAGUCACCAUGUGUUGUUUGAUGAUCUGUGGGGUUAUGAUGAUUGGUUUGAUUACAGCGACUUCAGCAUCUUUGAAGAGAGCCCCCCACCAGAGCCCAAAAGCACCCCUGUGCAAAAUGUGUAUUUUUUCAAGAAAGAUAAAUACUACAGAGUGAAUCUGCAGACAAAACGCGUGGACUCCGCAAAACCUCCUUACCCACGAUCCAUUGCGAAAUACUGGCUGGGCUGCAAGCAUGAAGACACACCUGAUGCAUCGAGGGCAGAGAAGAGAUAGGCCAGCUGAGUCCAUAGUUUGGGGAGAAAAAAAAGAAAAUCACUCUCACUAUGAGCACCUCUUAAUGUCACAAGUCUUAAAGUAAUUACAAUAUGAACUUAUAAUAGCUUCUGUCGUUUUUGUUGUUUGCGUUUUGUUUACGAUAAGUAGCCCCUCUGACGUCCCCUCUGUAUUCACGUGUAUAGGCUGAAAUUCUGCAUGAUUUAAUAAAGCUGAGAUUUUAA